GGAGGAGAGCACUGAGAAAGGCUGGAGCAAACACAUACAUACACAGACAAGCCGGAUCGCAGAAAGGGAGCAAUUGGCUGGACGGGGACUCUCAUCAUUCAGCGCUGACUGUCUUUGGCAGUCUCUCAGCUCCUGGCUCAGCUUCUGGUGACAAAGGGGCUCAAUGACUCUCCUUAGACUCCUCUCCCCCAACACUAAGGGGGUGGAGAGGUGUGAGCCGUUCUCAGCCAAAAAAGGGGGCGUCUUCCCCCCCUAAAUACCCAGAGACAGAAGACUGCGAAGAGAGUUGCUGCUUCCAUAGCUGGGGGGGAGACCCAGCCCCUCUCUAGACUUAUAGGACAUACUCCACUUUUGCAGACCUCCUGCUUUUUCCAGGACUUGUGCCCCCCUAAUUCUCCUCGGAUUGCCUCUUUCUGCUGGACAUUAAAGUACGGACAGGGGGAGAAGGGCUCCGAUUCGUGCCUCUCGGAUUAAACAGGAACGCCCGCAAGAGCCGGACAGUCCCCGAGACGCGUACAGGUGGCAUCAUGCAGCGCACAGGAUGCCACGUGGAUCUAUUUCUGGUUCUUUUUGGACUGCAGUUGCCUUUCAUUUCACUAUGCCCCAUAAACUGUGUGUGCUAUCCUUCACCAAUGACUGUCAGCUGCCAGUCACACAACUUUGGAGUUGUACCGGAGGGCAUUCCAGAAAUCAGCGAGAGAAUAUUCCUACAAAACAAUCAGAUAACCAUGCUCCUUCGUGGACAUUUCAGCCCUUCCUUAGUGACACUGUGGCUUUAUAGCAACAACAUUACCUUCAUAGAUCCAGAUACAUUUGAAGGGUUUGACAACCUUGAAGAGCUGGAUCUAGGGGACAAUCGCUAUUUGAGGGCUUUGGCAGCAGAGACCUUUCAGGGUCUUAGCAGACUUCAUACCUUGAACCUGUAUAAAUGUGGCCUCAGUUCUUUGCCUAGUGGAAUAUUUAAUGGCCUCCACAGUCUGCAGUAUCUCUAUCUCCAGAACAACCACAUUGAGUUCCUACAAGAUGACAUCUUUAUCGAUUUGGUGAAUCUAAGUCAUUUAUUUUUGCAUGGCAACAAGCUUUGGAGCCUCCAUCAAAAUACAUUUAGGGGCCCGGUGAACUUAGACCGCCUUCUUCUCCAUCAGAACCAACUCCAAUUUAUUCACAAAAAUGCAUUCCAUGAUCUUAAGAGGCUGACCACACUUUUCCUCUUUAACAACAGCAUUUCUGAACUUCAGGGAGAAUGUUUAGCGCACCUUUCUGCUCUAGAGUUUCUGAGAUUGAAUGACAACCCCUGGGACUGUGGCUGCAAAGCUAGGUCUCUGUGGGAGUGGCUACAAAAAUUUAGAGGGACAAGUUCAAGUGUGGAAUGUGAGUCACCUCCAAUGUUGCAAGGUAGAGAUCUCAAAACUUUGAAAACAGAACAAUAUAUACACUGUUCAGGCUCUGAGUCACUUCACCAAAUUAAGACAUUCAGCACGACACACCAGAUAUCACAUAAAGGACAUCAUUCACAUCAUUCCUCAAAAGAAAAGGGAAAAGAUGUGCACCAAAAUGAGCCAGCUGCCUAUCCAGAUUCACGUCCAGGAAAUAGGAAACCUGGGAAGAACUGCACAAACCACAAAAACCGAAAUCGGAUCUCAAAGCCCCUCUCUGGGAAGAGCAUUCAUGACGUACAGGAUUACAUGCCGGAUUAUCAACUGAAAUUAAAUUUUGACACUAUCCCCACUGCUACAACAAAGAGGAAGACUAAAUGUACUCGUAGGACGUCCCUCAGGAUACCCAGUGGAGUGCAGGCACCAGGCAACAGGUGUGAUGGGGUCAGGGUAUCUCUGCUGCUCUUUCUCCUGGUCUUGGCUGUCAUUGUACGCUGACCUGAUGUGGAAGGAACUUUAGCCACUGCCACCACUUUCUAAAGGACCAGCAUUUCUUUCUGUUAUUCUUCUUUAUUUGUGUAUGGAGGAUUUGACAUGGAGGAUCAGUGAAAGUGGCUUCUGGUGAUUUGUUGGCUUGUGUUGGUGGAUUAUAAAUGUGAAUCGGAUGCAAAAGAAGUUGGGGGAAGCAUAAUCACAAGCCUGUACCACAUACAGCCCCAGCUUUGCACGUACAAAGGGCAACAUCUUUCAAGAAAUUGCAGAAAAAUCAUGAUUCAUUCUAGUUACCAACUGGACAUGCAAAAUGGGGCAUUCUUACUAAUCCUUCCUUUUAUUUUUUUAUAUAUAUACAUUUUUUGAUCUUUUAAGUGGGAUCAAAAUUGUUUAAAAAAAAAAAAAAAAACUCCCACAAACAUGACAAGUCAGGCCUCCUACACAUGCAAAAGACACUGUGUGAGUAAUAUCUCCAACUGGUUCUUUUGGCCUAUUCAGAUGUUAUUGGUCUUUGGGCCAAUGCUGCUCAGAAGACAAUCUACAAUUCCUGAAAAAUAAACUCAGGCAUAUAAUCUCUAUAUAGCAGGGCUCAGCUGCCUUGCUACCAAAGGAAGGUUGUAAGCAUACAAUAGGACUUGUUAAAAAUAAAAAAUGAGAUUCCUGCAGGCAGCCUGUUUAUUUUAUAUCUGUAUCCACAUAGUUAUUUAAUGACACAGUCCUUUCCCUUUCCUUCUAUCUGUCCAAAAUAUUCAUAAGUGUGUCUAUAAAUGUUUCUAUGGCUAUAUCUAAGAAAAAAAAACUUCAGAAAAAGAAAAUUGUGCUGUUUGUUUUUUAGCAAAUAGACAUUAUUGGCUUUGAGCUUGAAAACAUUGGCAAAUCUGCUUAGUUAUUGGGUGGGUGGGGGUUAUACAUAAUAAGCCACUGCCAAAGGCAGGUAGUACCCAUUGGUGGCCUACGGUGCCAUCUUGAAAAAGCUGCAGAUGGUGUUCUUCAUGUAACACUAGUCCGUUUUCAGAACAACCUGAUAUUCCUCAUGAUAAAGAAGGCAGGGGGACAAACGUGAAUGAAGGUACAUUUAAGUGGAAAGUGAAUAGUACAUUUAGCAUUUGAGAAAUGCUUAUUCUCAUUCAGCCAUAGCAGUCAGUGUGGAAUUGGGGAGCAAAUGAUAAAACAAAGUAUGGUCAGAAAGGAAAAGAAAACAAUGGCUCCCUUCAGUGUUAGUUAAGUGUUUGCCUUAUAGCUGGUCUAGAGGUAUUCACAGCAUAGACCUGUGUCCCAGGCAAUGGCCAUAAUCAUGUCACCUUAAUUAAACAUUACCUUAUGUGUUAUGGUACAGCCCUUGGUUUAGCUUGUGCCUAGGACACAGAUUGUUUUCUAAGUAUAUAUCCAAAAGCUCCUGGGUAGAGGCCUUUAAGAUAUGUGAAAAUAUAUUUAAUUAACAAAAGAAAAUUAUCAGAAGGUAUAUAGUAAGGCUUUAGUGGAGUCCGCCUGUUCCUAUUGCUGUCUGCAGAGUAUUCUGUGUUCUAACAUAAUAAUACAUUAUCACGAAGAGAGCUACUGGUCAAGAAGAAAGGAUGGUGACCAACACAAACAAAUUCAAAGCCUUUUAAUCUUUGGCCAAUCUUCAUAAAUUGCCCUACAGUUGUCCUCAAAGGCUAACAGGGAAAGAACACAACACAAACAAAACUUUACAGUAUAUAAAGUGCUAUAAGGACUGUCAAUAGUUUUCACUAAAGUUUUGCCAACAGCAAAAAAAAAAAA
Molecule: messenger RNA, 3629 nt
Organism: Rana temporaria (common frog)
Lineage: Eukaryota; Metazoa; Chordata; Amphibia; Anura; Ranidae
Gene: RTN4RL1
Product: reticulon 4 receptor like 1
Exons: 2
Coding region: 528-1874 (448 amino acids)
Cellular component (GO): plasma membrane
Molecular function (GO): protein binding
Source: RefSeq, a predicted model, not a curated record